This is a messenger RNA of Hermetia illucens (black soldier fly), 7611 nucleotides long. Its product is annotated as zinc finger protein 768-like. The coding region runs from base 2894 to 5332 and encodes 812 amino acids. The record is from RefSeq and is a predicted model, not a curated record. Gene Ontology annotation, molecular function: DNA-binding transcription factor activity, RNA polymerase II-specific; RNA polymerase II cis-regulatory region sequence-specific DNA binding. Gene Ontology annotation, biological process: regulation of transcription by RNA polymerase II. Lineage: Eukaryota; Metazoa; Arthropoda; Insecta; Diptera; Stratiomyidae. The transcript is spliced from 7 exons. Gene Ontology annotation, cellular component: nucleus.
GGAUUUUCGGGGCACUCAAUCGUUUUGGGGUACAGUUGCUAUGAGGUUCAAUGUGGUAGUAGUCGGGGCUUGGGGUACAGAGUGUACUUUCGGACGCAUUAACCUACAGAUCCUGGACGGUUCUUUUUUUUGUUGCACGAGUAUCUGUUCCUAAUUUUUCCGAAUAUCUUUUUUUUGGUGAAUCGGUCCGCAGCGUGCAUCAAGUCCUUCCAGUGUAAUUCGGACCACUAAUAGGAAGCAUACCACCGAUAGUUUUCGGGUUAGUUGGAUGUCGGCCUUUUGGUCUUCUCGUUUCUUUUGCCUGCAACCUAGACUGGCGAAAACAAGUUCCAAGAAGAGAUACCACAGAGUAUCUCUUCGGGUUCUAAUGGAUUAGCACGGAUGAGGGGGCAAGGAAGUUCCAGGACCAGUUACGAACCGGGCAGUAGUGAAGAUAUUGCGAUACUAUAGUCGUGGAAUGUAUACCCGCGAUGUUGUCCAACUUUUCGAAGAAGUUGAGAAUUGGCGGGCGCGCAACUUUGCCAGAGCUUUAUUAUCUAUGACUCGCAUAAGCCGCUGCUCCCGCUAGACCGAAAAAAAGUUGAUCCUACAACUCGGUUCCAACUGUACACCAUACAUGCACCUCGGCGUACAUCUUUCGGAUAUAUAGAUCAUAAAUUCAUAUGGUCGCUACUAAAUCUCCCCCAAAAAUAAUACCAAAAAAAAGAUAUGCGACCACACCACUAAAAACACCAAUAUCACCAACAACAACACCAUCAACAGAACGCGGGGGGAGACCAUGAAUUCGCGAGAUGUGGAGACGAAUAUAAUAUAAUCGAAUAUAUAUAAUUUUUAAUGUGUGAUGUGUGUUCUGGUGUGGAGUUGUUGGAUUCUCUGUUUUUUUGUUGUUGUGUGUCUUUUUUGUCUGUUAAUGCACAUUCGCGAAAAACUUUUCUGCACUUUUUCUUGCCCACCAAUUACAACACGACAACGACGACGGCAACAAGAUAAUUUCGCGGGAUUUUUUAGUUUUUCGUCGAUGUUUCUUCUUCGACGGCUGCUGCUGCCUUUUCCCUUUUUUUGUUCCUUGGUGUGUGUUUUUCAAUAGAUAAAGUUUUGAAAAAAAAAUUUAAUAGAAAUCGGUUCAAAUAGAAAAAUCUCGAUAUGAGAGCAAUUUGUUAAAUUGGAUAUAAUUGAUUUUAAAUAAACCAAGAAUAAUAAAAAUGUGAUUUAAAUGAUAGUAAAAACGAUUGAUAUAUCCUUCUUUGUUCCUGAACUCUAGAACUUCAUGCUUGGAUAGUACGGGUCGGGAAUUUACUCAUGGAUUUAAAAAAAUAAAAUAUAGAAAAUCCUGGGUAUCCUCAGUGAAUUAUUAACAUUUUUAUUUUUAAAUUUUGUUAAGGUUUAGUUAUUUUUUUUUUAUUUUAUUUUUUUUUUAAGUUUAAAAAUUGUGCAAUAAUUAAGAACAUCCAAAAGUUAUUUCGCCAGGCUUAAUUCCCAAGUGAGAAAAUGCUAAUAAGAAAAAAGUAUUAAUUAUUAUAUCUUUUGACCUAAAAAAGUACCCUAAUGAGGGUUAGUCUGUACACCGAAACUUUGGAUACCAAAUGGAGAAAAUUCAAUCAUUCCUGCCAAGUGAAAGCAUAUACUAACCUCCAGAUUCCUUAAAGGUUGGAAAAUAGUGAAAAAUAAAACAAUUUUAUAAUUAACCAUCCAAAUUUAUAGAAAAACCUAAACCUAAAUCGCCCCAAAAAAUACUAUAACAUACUUUCCAAAGUUUCUAACGCGUGUAAUCUGUGAAAAUCUAUUCCACGAGGAAAAACUCCAGCGAAUCAAUUAAUAUCGAAAUUUUUUACUUAAUUAUUCCUGCCUAUCCGAGCCGCACCGAAUGAUGUUUUAACAAAAAGUGAUUUUCAUCUAGUUAUUUUCUAUUUUCUUCGACUUUUCAGAUGUUCUCUACUCAUUGGAAUUAUUACUUUAAAAUGAAAUAACGGAAAAAAUCUAAAAAUUACAGUAGCAGAAAAUUCUAGGACAAUGAGAGAAAAAUUCAAAAAUUCAAGUAAAACAUUUCGUGAGUGUUUAUGAGUUUAAUAAAAAAAGUGGAAAAGUGAAAAUUGUAGAUUUACUGAAAACUUUAUUUAAAUCCAGAAUGAUAGUUUUUGUAAAUAAAUAAAUUUUAUUAAUUAUAGCUCGUAAACUAAAAGAACCUUUAAAUAAUUUAAGGAAAAAAAAAACGUUUCUCCCUUAUUUCAAAUGGAUUUUGUGAGGUUUUCUUUCUGCUUGAAUGAAUAUAUUCCCCUCCCUCACCCCGUAUCGACGGUGAACAGAAAAACUUUUAAAUGUCCUUUAACGUAAUAAAUUCAAAAUUUUAACGGAUGUGUGAUGAUUUUAAUUAAACUUUUAAAUAAUUUGGAAAAUGUGAUUGCUGUCAAGCUUUGAAUGUAAUCGAGAAAAGAGAUCUGUGAUUGAAAUUUUGGAAUUUUUCCUGUUUAAAAUUGAAGUGCAAGAUAAAUGACGCUCUCCAUGCGAUAUCAACUUUCUGAAAAAUCAAAAUCCAGCAUAAAAUUGCGUGGACCACAUACUAAAAAGAAGAAAUAACAUUUAAAUUUCUGUUUAAACCAUCGAUCAUCUAUGGAAAUCCCAUCUGAUAAAACUAGAGAGAAACAAAUACGGAGUAUAAAUGAAAGGUUUUCGAUACAACCUAAAAAUGUGAAGGACUAUGUAGGAUAAAGAUUGAAACAUAUUCGACCCUUUGAAAAUCAAAAAGGGCUACUAAAUAUACCAAAAAGGAAGAGAAAAACCAUCGUUAAAAAGUUUUAACAUUUAGCAAGAUCUCGUUUACCGGCGGCCCUUCUAUAAUUUUAACAAUUAUGUGUAUAUAAAUCUUUGUUUGUUAAGAAAUAAAUAAGAAAACAUCAUGGCGAUCAAUUUUUCGGCGUCUUUCGCUGCGUGUUUAGCGGCCGGAUUAAAAGUGCCACGACAAAUAAUGUAUUGUAUAUCACAAGAUACUGGUGCUCCCUAUGUACUAUACAAGGAUUCACAAGAAGCAGCAGAACGAACGGCCCUGGGCGGUGCUGGAGGGCAAUGGGGUACUGAUGUUUAUUCAACUAUGCAACAAUCACAAGCACAUUUGGCAACACAAAACGCUCAAAAUACAGCACCGCAAAUAACCGCAGCUACAGCUGCUGCGGUAGCUGCUCAACAACAGCAGCAACAACAACAGCCACACAGUCCAAACGGUGAUCGCGACCAAAAUCGUGAUGGUGGUCCACAUCAGACUGUUCUGCCAUCACCGUCCACAAGUCCUUAUCCGCAACGACCUAAUAAUGGUCAAGAAGAUGAUGUGGCUAUGAACCAAGUGGCAAGUUUACAACAGCAACAGGGGGUCCAAUCCGGUCAGCAGCAGUCAAAUCAAGCAGCUCAGCAGCAAAGUCAAAAUCCAAACCAAAGUUCUAAUGAUCAGCAGCAGAAUAUUGAAAGUAUGUCAGUUGGCGAUCCCCAAUCCGCUGCGGCUGCAUCACAACAACAACAAAACCAACAGAAUGGUGGCAAUCCGCAACAAGGCGGUGGUCAAUGUUUCGAUCCACCACAAACUGAACUCAGUGGUUACUAUGCACCCCGCCAUCCAGGACCUCAAGGUGCCAUGCUUGCAACGGCCGCGGGCUUCCCACCACUGCACUAUCUAAACAAGCCCGUGUUGCCUGGUAUGGGCGGUAAUAUCGACCAAAACGGUGCACUCGAGUAUGCAAUGCCAGACCUGCUACCCGGCCACGGAAUGCAUCAAGCGACAGCAACUCCAUCGCCAAGUUCACAUAAAACGAAGCCACAAAACGAUUUACGCCUAUUCAAGUGCGUAACAUGUGGAAAAGAUUUCAAACAAAAGAGCACACUCUUGCAACAUGAACGCAUUCAUACAGAUUCACGACCGUAUGGUUGUCCUGAGUGUGGCAAACGUUUUCGACAGCAAUCACAUUUAACGCAGCAUUUACGCAUCCACGCCAAUGAGAAACCAUUCUCGUGUGCCUAUUGUCCACGCAGCUUCCGACAGCGAGCCAUACUGAAUCAGCAUAUACGCAUCCAUUCGGGUGAGAAGCCCUACGCAUGCCCCGAGUGCGGCAAGCACUUUCGCCAGAAGGCCAUCCUCAAUCAACAUGUGCGCACCCACCAAGAUGUAUCACCGCAUCUCAUAUUCAAAAAUGGACCACAUCCAACAUUGUGGCCGCAAGAUGUACCAUAUCCUGGUGAUGAGACUGAAACCAAAAAUGAAAUUGGCGGAUAUCCGGAUGAUGCAUCACAAGGUACGCCUGAUUCUCGUGCAUGUUUUUCACCUGAUGGAACUGGUCUUUUUCAUUAUCCUGAUCACUUUAAAGAUGGUAAAGGUCUUAAUCAUUCAGUGUUUGGUGGAAAUCUUGGAUCUUUACAAUACAUCAAACAAGCUGGUAGUGGUACUGGACCUAACGGGCAAAAAGGCAUGCUACCGGACGUUAUACAACAUGGACGAUCGGCCGGCAUGCCAUUGUACGUACGAUGUCCAAUCUGUCAGAAGGAAUUCAAACAGAAAAGUACACUUCUGCAACAUGGCUGUAUACAUAUAGAGUCACGUCCAUAUCCAUGCCCGGAAUGCGGGAAGAGGUUCCGUCAGCAAUCACAUCUAACGCAACAUCUGCGGAUACACACGAACGAAAAGCCAUAUGGCUGUUUGUAUUGUCCGCGAUUCUUUAGACAGAGGACAAUUUUAAAUCAACAUAUUCGGAUUCAUACGGGUGAGAAACCAUACAAAUGUGCACAAUGUGGAAAAGAUUUUAGGCAAAAAGCUAUAUUGGAUCAACAUACCAGAACGCACCAGGUAGGUGACCGACCAUUCUGUUGUCCAAUGCCAAAUUGUCGGCGAAGAUUUGCAACCGAGCCCGAAGUGAAGAAGCACAUAGACAACCAUAUGAAUCCACAUUCAUCGAAAUCACGUCGACACCUCAACCAUAUGUCGAAUGAUGCGAAAAACGCUGCAGCUGCAGCACAAUUCUUAAACUCAAUUGAUAAUAAGGCGAAUGCAAUACCACGAAUGGGACCAGUUGUAAAGCAUGAAUUGUACUUUCCACAAUGUUACGGACCUCCAUUACCAUUUAACCAAGCCUUCGGAGCACAACAGCAGCAACAACAACAGCAACAGCAGCAGCAGCAACAACAACAGCAACAACAGCAGCAGCAACCCCAAGCUGCACAUGGUAGUACGGCAACCGUAACACCAGGUGUAACGGUCACAGGUACACCAACUGGUGCUGGUACCGUUGUGACAGUUGCAAGUAGUGGGGCUGGGGCCAGCACACAACCGAACGCUACGACCGUGGUUGCACAGUGACAAAUAACGCAUUCAAUAUUUGGAUCUCUUUGAUAGAAAGUGAAAACGAAUUAGUCAUUAAUAGACGAAACAUAGUGAAAACAUCAAAAAGUGCUCCUUAAGAUGAAGUUUUUUUUUAUUUUAAAUUUUAGAAUCAAACAAGUGAAAAAAAAACACAAAAAUAUCUUUCAAACAAACAAUGAAAUGACUGUACAUUUGGGUUUUUGUACGUAUCGCUUUGUAUUAUAAAAAUAUCACAAAGAUGAAUAUGAUUAUUUUGUUAUACUGUGUAUAUUAGUUUUAUACAGUAAGUAAGAAUCAAUUGUAUACCAUAUAAACAUACAUCAAUUACUUUUUAGAGAUUUUAUAAGGAUCAAGCAGAAAGUUAGUUUUACAACUAUUUUAGAGAGUCUUCGUGAAAAGGACUUUAAACCUGUUUUUUCGUUUUUUCUUUACUCUUUUCCCAGAAGAAAAGGAAACACUUCGUUCAAGUCUUAUCAUUUUUAUUAGGUUUUUUUUUUCAUGUAUACAGACAUAGGAUAACAACUGAAAUGGUUAGAUUUAUUAAGCGAAAACGGAAAGAGAAAAGUGAACUUCGUGCCUCUACUAUCCACAAGAAAACUUUUAAUGUAGGAAAGCUACUGCUCAAAGAUCGCAACCAGACACUUUUAAUUGCACAACUCCAUUUCACUCAAAAUUAUUCGAUCUCAAUUGAAAAUUGUUUUCUGUUUAUACAUUAAUUGUAGAUUGUUAAAAAUUUUCUUUCAUUUAUUCAUCACCAAGUUGGAAUGCUGCGUGUAAAUAGAGACAAAGGGCAAUAGUCUAACUUUCAGUUCUUUGGUAUACAAACAACUUUACAUCCUUGAGAUUUGGCUGCAUAUUUUUUGUAAAUGAUUUAUUCACACGCCCGACAAAUCCUUCAAGACAUCUGAGAAUUCUGGAAUCUAGCUAAAUUCAGGUCCAUUAAAACAAUCAGGAAUUCAUUACAACAAUAUUAUGUUAUACUACGUUAUACACUACCAUUUACAGCGAUGAUAAGCAAAGCUACCGAAGACCUUUGAUUUUGAAGUGGCGAACUGGAAACCAAAUGGAUCUGAUUCGAAAGUUUAUUGUCUCAAGUCUGGAGUGAAAAUUCAAAUCGCAUCCUAGUCCUUGCUUAGUGCAAAAAUAACGUCACAACAGUAUUAUUAUCAAAAAAUUUCGGCUUUAUUCAAACACGGAAAAAACUUAUGGCUGUGUUGUACGCGGUGUUAAUUGCAACCGUCGCGUAUAAGGUUCCACUUUUAACUUCAAUCUCCAUAAAUAACUUUUGUUGCAUGAAUUGAUAAAUUGUGAUCGACGCGAAAAGUAUGCAACGGGUAAGGUUCUUUCAUUUCGUGCAGUGCCAUACUAAAUAAAAUUAAGUUACUUUUAAAUAACGAUACAUUAAGAAUGCGAUAAUGUUUCUUAAAGUUGUUUAAUUUUGAUUGUUAACAUGUUUAGAUGAUAUAGGACCGUUAAAACGUGUAUAAGAUACUUUGGAUGGUUGAUGAUGUCCGAAUCCAAUACGUAAAACGUAAUACAUUGCCAUAAUUUGACGCGACUCGCACUUCGAAUUGAUUCUUUUGUUGGUUUUCAGUUUCAAUUAGGCAUUUUAUCAAGGGCACAUUUAUAUCUGAUGGAGUGUAAAGAUGUAUGAUAAAUUGCUCUUACAAAGUUUGUAAAAUGCCCUAGGACACAUUUCAUCCACUUCAUCAUGACAUCAUUGCGGUCCAUUUAUCCUUUUCCAUUCUGUGUAGCUUUGCUUUCAUCGUUAGCUACUUUGCGGUUAGCUUUAUUUCUCAAAAUAAAUAAUUCCUUUUCUUUAAUUUUAUACAAAAAUCUCCACAAAAUCCAAUUAUUUAAAAGAUUCCACGGACCUUUUCCACCCAGUCGAUGAAAAAAUGAAAACAAUUACGUUAAUUUAAAUAAAAAAAAUUGAAAGCAAAAAAAUUAUGAAUUCGGCAAUAUAAUUAUCGUUUAAAUUAUAGAAUAUAAAAUGUGAUAUAGACCCUUAGAAAGUCUACAAACUAUAUUUCUUAACCUAAAAGGAAAUAAAAGAAAGAAAGUUGAAUCGUGUCAUCUUCCCCUUACAACAGAAAAGUAAAAAUUUAUUAUUUUAAGUACAGGAGAGAAUAAAUAGCGUAUAAACAUAAGUCGUUGUAGAAAAAGCAAAAAAAGAACUACAACUAUUUUAAACAACACGAAAAGUUCGUAAAGUUAUAAACACUUUUUUGAGGUUUCUCGGAGUAAUAACUCACAAACCAUACCGAAAGCAAACA